AUGCCGAAGAAAGGGGUUGCAAGGGAAACAGAAAAAGCUCCCUCUGUAGAGGAGCAAUUACAGCACUGUUUGGCCGAGAUUCAAAACAAAGCACUUGAGAUUGAAGGGUUGAAGGCCAAAACGAAAGCCUUGCAAACUUAUAAGGAGAUGUAUGAAAAAUUAAAACAAGAACACGAUGCUUUCGUUGAAGAAUUGAAGCAGCGCGAAACAGAAUCUAUUCAAGUAGCAAAUUAUCUCCGAAAGGAUUUGGAAUUAAAAAACCGAACAAUUUUGCAAAAUCAAAAAGAUCUCUCAGAAAAUACACAACAUCAUAAACAGCUUGUUAGUAAAUUGGAGAAACAAUUGGAUGAGGCAAAACAGAGGUUUUCUGAGGAAUUGCAGUCAAAGGAUACGGAGCUCUUAAAUUUAGAAAAGGCUUUGUCUUUACAAGAUGAAUUAAAGAAAGAGUUAGAAAAGUAUAAACAACUGUACCAUGAAAAAGAACAAGAAAACGAGCAAAUAAGAAAAUUUUUCGACGCAGAAUUAACAAAAUCCAAACAAAUAUUUAUUAAGGAAACUAUGAGAUCUCGAAAAGAAGAGAGUGGAAUUCAAGAACAGUUCGAGAGGGAAGUUGAGGAACGAGCUCUCCAACUCAUCGACGAAAAAAGUAGAUCAAUCUAUGAACAAAACAUUCUGUUGAGGGCACAACUUGAAGAAUGUCAACAAGAGCUUCGCGAGUGCACACAAGAAAAAGAUAAAUAUAAGCAAGAAAAUAAGAAUCUGACACGGACUAUCGAAAUGAACAAAGAUCUUCUCAAAGAAUAUACAAAACAAUGCUUCAACUUGUCAAAAGAAUUACGAACAAUGAACCAAAAAUAUGAUACUGAGAAAGUGUUUGUUGAUUUAGAAAAGAGGUUUAACGAAGAAAAGUAUGAAUUGAAAGAAAAAUAUGAGCAGCAAAUUAAAGAUUUGGAGAAAAAACGAGAUGAGCUUUCAAGAAUUUUACAAGUACGAAAUCGAGAGCUGAAUCAUAUAAGGAAAAUUGGGAAGAGACUCCUCGAACAAAGAACAGAGUUGGAAAUGUUUUUUAAUGAGGCCCUUGGUACCGUGAAAGAACAAUUGAAAAAUCCUCCAAGUAGCAAUGUUGUCACCUAUGCAAAAACUCAAGAAGGAGGACAGAUCAAUCAAUCUCUACCACCAAUUUCUAAAUCUCCAGUACUUCCUCCAGAUUCCCAACAUCCACAACCAUCAUUUCCAUCUCUUUCUUGGCAAGAUAAAGAAAAGGUGCUCAAAAUUCUUUUCGAUAAGAUUAAUGGAAUUCCUUCGAAAAAUCCAAACAGCGCUCAACCACCUAACAAACCCCACCUCAAUAAUUCGUUCCAAGACAGCCCAAAGCCAGUGAAGCUUAAACUUCAGAAUUCGUUGGCAAGUUUGAAUCAAGCUUUUCGUACUGGAACACCGUCAAGCAAUCGAUCAACAGAUUUUGGAGACUGA
Molecule: messenger RNA, 1473 nt
Organism: Naegleria fowleri
Lineage: Eukaryota; Heterolobosea; Eutetramitea; Acrasida; Naegleriidae
Exons: 3
Coding region: 1-1473 (490 amino acids)
Source: RefSeq, a predicted model, not a curated record